AUGGCCCUUAAGUACCUGCUGCUUGCUGUUUUCCUCCAUGGAGCAUCUUGCAAACAGCUGAAAUCUCCUUCUGAACAUCAAGCGGGAGCGGUUCCCUUUGCGGAGGUCUGGCGCCGGAGCUACUGCCGCUCCCGGGAAACGCUGGUGGACAUCUUGGCUGAAUUCCCCCACGAAGCUGAGCACAUCUUCAAGCCGCCGUGCGUCCCGUUGUGGCGAUGCGCCGGGUGCUGUGGAGACGAAAGCCUGGAGUGUGCCGCGGUGGAGACGCGCACCAUUGACCUGCAGGUGGUGCGUGUGAGCCCCAUCCUGGGCAAGACGCAGCAGGAGGUCAUGACGUUCACGGAGCACACGCGGUGUGUUUGCCGGCCUCGGCGAAAACGUUUGAAAAAAGAGAGGAUCCACCGGAUCGGGGCCAAGAGGAAACCCCGAGAACCAGAAACGACGUCUUCCCCUCCGCUCAGUUGCCAACUUUCCAACAACGCUGACCAAGUCCAAGACGAAGCUAUGGAUCCGACUGAAACCGAGAACGUGUCCUGA
This is a messenger RNA of Anolis sagrei ordinatus, 537 nucleotides long. The record is from RefSeq and is a predicted model, not a curated record. Lineage: Eukaryota; Metazoa; Chordata; Lepidosauria; Squamata; Anolidae.